AUGGCUGCCGGAAGGUUACUGCUCUACACGGGGCUUUCGCUAGCGCUCUGCGCCCUCGGCAUGCUGGCUGUGGCCAUCUGCUCCGACCACUGGUACGAGACGGACGCCAGGAAGCACAGGGACAGGUGCAAGGCCUUCAACACCCGCCGGGUCGACCCCGGCUUCAUUUACAACAACAACAACAACUUGCCUCUGCGUGCGAGCCGCUCGCGCCUGGACCGCUGGGAGGGCAAACUCCUCCGGGCCCGGAAUCGCCGGCAGCUGUUCGCCAUGAGCCCGGCGGACGAGUGCAGCCGGCAGUACAACUCCACCAACAUGGGCCUCUGGAGGAAGUGCCACCGGCAGGGCUUCGACCCAGAGAUCGCCGCCCUUAUCCGGAAAGGAGAAAUUGAGAGAUGCACGAACAUCAAGUACCACUACUCCUCAGCAACCAUCCCCAGGAACCUCACAUUCAACAUCACGAAGACCAUUCGCCAGGAUGAGUGGCAUGCCCUGCACCUGCGCAGAAUGACGGCUGGCUUCAUGGGCAUGGCGGUGGCCAUCAUCCUCUUCGGCUGGAUCAUCGGUGUGCUGGGCUGCUGCUGGGACCGAGGCCUUAUGCAGUAUGUGGCAGGGCUUCUCUUCCUCAUGGGAGGAACCUUCUGCAUCAUUUCAUUGUGCACCUGUGUGGCGGGGAUCAACUUUGAGCUGUCACGUUACCCACGCUACCUAUAUGGACUCCCGGAUGACAUCAGCCACGGCUAUGGAUGGUCCAUGUUCUGUGCAUGGGGGGGCCUGGGCCUCACACUAAUCUCGGGAUUCUUCUGUACCUUGGCCCCCUCUGUCCAACCUGUCCCGAGGACCAACUGCCCUAAAUCCAGACCAGAGAAUGGGACAGUGUGCUAA
Arvicola amphibius (Eurasian water vole) is the source of this 885-nucleotide messenger RNA. It is a transcript of the gene Tmem178b, whose product is annotated as transmembrane protein 178B. NCBI's taxonomy places the organism in Eukaryota, Metazoa, Chordata, Mammalia, Rodentia, Cricetidae. The record is from RefSeq and is a predicted model, not a curated record. Gene Ontology annotation, cellular component: membrane. The transcript has 4 exons. The coding region runs from base 1 to 885 and encodes 294 amino acids.